Molecule: messenger RNA, 16365 nt
Organism: Xyrichtys novacula (pearly razorfish)
Lineage: Eukaryota; Metazoa; Chordata; Actinopteri; Labriformes; Labridae
Source: the annotation of a GenBank genome assembly
AGUCACAGCCAUUCAUUCGGUGUAGCUCGUCGCGCAUAUUGACAGGUAGCUACGUGCGAUUGUUUGUCAAAUUUUAAGAACAUGAACUGUGUAAUUUUUCUCUUUACCAGCAGACCGGUGACACCACACGUUUAUAGUUUUAUCUGAGGAGUUGUUUACGGUCUGAUGUGUGUGUCAGCACUUUGUAUCGAGUUUGUAGGAAGUGUCCUCGCCGCCGGCACCGGGCAGCAGCAGUGCUGGCACUCUGUACUAGCUAGCUGUAGCUGCCACUGCUGCGCUUCCCUUGGCAUUUUAGUCAUUUAAAAGUAUUAAUAUGAGUGGGGUUAUGUUUGACUAUUAUAAAGUGUCACUUACUUUGUAUAAGAAAACCCAUCUAACGUGGCAAACGGCUGACAGCAGUUACAGCAACAACACUGACAGCUACAGUUAGCCAUCUAGCUAGCUAACAUACGACAGGGCGUUGGUUUUUAGAUGAUUACAGCUGACCAAGAUGAUUGUUUACAGCCUUGAUAAUCUAUGUUUGUACUUUUAUAUCUCUGAACAGGUAUAGUCGUUACUUCUCAGACAGUUAAAUCCCCCCUCUUCCCCUCCCGGCAUGGCUGCAGACUCCAUGGAGAUUGAUGACUCUCUUUACAGGCAAGUCUGACUCUGUCAUAGGGCUGGGCGAUAUGGGAAAAAUUAUCACGAUUUUUUUUUUCAUAUCAGUCAAUAUCGAUAUGUAUCACGAUAUAAAAAAUUAAAAUUUAACAGUGCUUAUUAGUAAUAUGUCUUUUGCAAUACAAUAAUCUCCUGCAUCUGUGAGGUCUUUGUGUCUCUGACGUUUUGUAAGGCGUUGCAUUAGAGACAGCGGACUGAAUGGUCGGCUGUUUUGGCUGCGCAGGCGCCGUAGGCUCCUUGCUCCAUUUGGGGUUUGUAACCUUUUGCAUUGCGCGUGCUCUGCGGCGUGGUACUGCUUCAGGUGGUGAAAAAGAUUUGAGGUAUUCUCCGACUUUGCGAGAACAUGUACCGGACAUAAUCUGCAGUGCACAUUACUCUGCUUCAUGUCUGACCUCCACCGACGUUUUCGUGCCAGUUUUGUCAACGAUGUCAUCAUCUGUUGAGCCUUCACAGGGCUCGACAGUGCGACCAUUUCAGUCACAUUUGCGACUAAAAAUAGAAGAGUGCGAAUUGUAAAAUGUAUUUAGGGGCACAUGUGCGCAUUAAAAAAUGAGCUGAGACAACAAAUGUUUUUUCAUGUAAAUACUGCGGUGAAGUUAGUUUCAGGUUGGAUAUUCACUGCGGAUCUACCGGUGUCUUCUCACUCUCCAUAACCGUGAAUAGCAACAGCAGCGCGGUUAAAUCUACUCAGCAUCCUCGCUGUCAAUGUUGAGUGUUGAAUAAGGACCCAACCAAUAAAGACCAGUUGACUUAAAAUUGUUUUCAAAUAAUAGUACUUAAAUCGACCAAUAAGAUAAACAUUAUUUGAUCAAUUUUCAUUGUGCCCCUAAAGUUCUUUGUGUGCUCCUUACUUUUUCAACUCUGGAGAACAUGUGCCCCCCUGUGAAAAAAGUUCGUGUCAAGCCCUGCUUCAUCUGCAUUUCUCCCGGAAAUAGCACUGUGCUGUCGGCUUUACGUGUUGAAGUGCUAUGGUUGCGUGUAGCUGCAGCCUGCUACUAUGCAGUUGUUUGCUACUUGGUUCUAAUUCAGCACAUGAUUGGUUCAUUGUGAAGCGGACCCGGAGCAACUCCCCUUUUUGUUGACUAUUCAUAUAGUCUACAAAACAUGGGAGAAUGCAGACUAUCGAAAAGCAUAUUGACUGUGUUUUAUAUCGAUAUCAAGAGAAAUUAUUUAUUGAUAUAUAUCGUUAUCGUUUUAUCGCCCAGCCCUACUCUGUGACUGUGCUUUUAUGAAGUGUAGUCUCCCUCACUGAAAGACUUUAAAAACAGAAAGCAUCACAGGACAGUCAAGUUUGACAAUGGCAGCCCUGUGCUUUGAAUCAGCAGCAAUAGACUGCAUUUGCAGCUCCUUCUCAUACUUUAAUCCUCCUGGCGCUUUCUUUCAUUCACUCUUUCUCUCUGUUCCUUAUCCCUCUGUCCAGUCGUCAGCGAUAUGUGCUGGGAGACAGUGCUAUGCACCAGAUGGCCCAGUCCUCUGUCUUCCUCAGCGGAAUGGGAGGACUGGGAAUUGAGAUAGGUAGGGUAAACAUACAUUACUUUUCUAAAAUAUCUGAACUGUUUUAAUGAAGUGGUCAUGUGAUCCAUGCUUGACUCUGAGCAACUUUCUGAUCUCACAGCAAAGAACAUUGUUCUGGCCGGUGUGAAGGUAUGUACCUUCACUAAAUAAUAUUACAACUUUCCAUCAAUAUGACAGAAUAUCAAGUUAGUGUAUUAGGUGCCUCCUGAACUUCUGCAUCUGUGUGAGAUUGUACUCUGUAUUUGUUUGUGCUCAGGCGGUCACCCUUCAUGACACAAAGCAGUGUGAGACCUGGGAUCUUGGCUCGAACUUCUUCAUCCGCAAAGAGGAUGUGCUAACCCAGAGAAGAAGGUGGAAAUUUAGUCUUUAGCCAUACUCUUGAAUACAUAUCAAACCUGUUUCCUGUUUUUCAAUUACAUAAGCAAACCCUUCUUUUCCAACUUACUUUCCCUGUCUGUAUUUACAAAGUCGCAUUUUGUCUCUUUUCAUGUUUCCACCACAGGGUGGAAGCAGUGUGCCCCCGUGUUGCAGAAUUGAACCCCUAUGUCCAUGUUGAGGUGUCGUACUCUCCUCUGGAUGACAACACUGACCUUAGCUUUCUCAGAAAGUAUCAGGUAAGGUGAUCAUUUCUGGGAUCUUUGCUAAUAGCAAUCUGUCAGGUGUAUGAAAUAUGCAUUGAGUUCUCCAACUGUCCUUGUUGUAAGUACUGUGCUCUCUUCUUUAGUGUGUGAUUCUGACUGAAGCCAGAUUAAGUCUCCAGAAGAGAGUGAAUGAGUUCUGCCACUCACAACAGCCCCCCAUCAGGGCAAGUAUACUAUCCUUACAGUGGUUAAACAUUACAGCUCAUUAACUUAAGUAUGUUUUCCUCAUAUGGAACACAAAUCGGUCAAAUAUUAACCAAAUAUUUUAGCUUUAUAGUAACAGACUGGUAAACUUGUGUCUUUCUAGUUCAUUGGCUGUGAUGCAUAUGGCAUCUGUGUGCGGGUGUUCUGUGAUUUUGGAGAGGAGUUUGAGGUGUCAGAUCCAACAGGAGAAGAGCCAAAGGAGGUUUUUAUACAAACUAUCUCUCAGGUAAGCUCACACUCUUCAGACCUUCUUAACAGACCUAUAGCGGUCAUAGUGAGUGCCAGAUAAGGAAAGUUAUGUAUGAAGGGGGUUUGUUUUACUGUACUCUGUUAUCCCUUUUAUCAUUCUGAACAACAGGAUGACCCUGGGGUGGUGACCUGCAUGGACAACCAACCGCAUGGUCUACAGACGGGCCAGAGUGUUGUCUUCAGAGAGAUCAACGGCAUGGUGGAACUCAAUGGCACUGUGCGACAGGUUUCAGGUAUUUAUUUUACAUAGUAGGAUUUAAGCUUCAUUUCUGUUUCUCCAGAUUUUUUUCUCCAAGUUUGUUAUUGUAAUUGAAUAAUGUAAUUUACAGAUGUUCACUUGUGUCAUGUGCUGUUAAAGAAGACUCAUUUUACCUUAAUUUCUGCCAUUUCUGACUGUUUGUUUGUAUUUUUAUGUCUUUGUGUGUGAUUUUUUUGGAUGUGUGUGUGUGUGUGUGUGUGAGUAGUCCUUUCCUCUCACAGUUUUGCAAUAGGAGACACAUCUGGGCUUCAGCCAUACGCUCAUGGAGGAUUCUUUGUUCUUGUGAAAACCCCGAAAACAUACAGAUUUGUACGUAAAGGACUUGUUGAAUAAACAUUUUAACGAAUUGAGUAUUCAUAGGCUUGUAAAUAAACAUUUCCUCUAAACACAUGUCUCUGUGUUCGUUGCAGGAGACAUUAGAGAGACAGUUGUGUGAUCCUCAGGUCCUAACUCCAGACUUCAGUAAACCAGAGGUAAACAUUUAAAACCAUUCACGGACACUGGAUUUUAAAUCAGCAUUACUGACUGGUUAGGCUGGUAUCUUCAGGUUAAACUGCUGGGAUAAAAAGUAGUGAAUGUGCAGAAUAACCGAUUAUAGAGCAGGUGAAUCAAAGGUACUAACAAAUAAGCGUACAGACCCCAGAACUCAAAUAGCUUAUCAUGUUCUCCUCACUUCAACAAAGCAGUUUCCUCACCACUGUUUUCUAAUUCCACCCAUUAGGCCCCACUGCAAAUCCACGCAGCCAUGUUGGCUCUGGACACCUUCCAGGAACAGCACAGUAGACUUCCUAACAUCGGGUAAACAACAUUCUUGUCUGAUUUUCACCAUAAGAUUGAACUUACUGCUCUUCUUCUCUACUUCACAGUCCCUGAGGACUGAGUUUUCAUUGUCAUUGUGGUUUCUCUUGCACAAAGCUGUUCAAAUGUACCAAGUUCAAGUGAUCACUUUUUCUUCUUGAUGUUUGCAGGUGUUUACAGGAUGCUGAGGUUUUACUGAGACUUACCCAAGAAGUGAAUGCAACUCUCAGGAACAAAGUUAGUGUCUCUUUACUUUUCUGUCUUUCUCGAGUUUAAGAUGUGCUCCAUUAGGUCAGUUGUUGCACUGUGGUGUUAACAUAUACUGUAAAACACACACACAAAUGCACAAAUAUGAUCCUGUGAACAUGUAUAAAUAGAGAGAUGUCAGAGUGUUAGGGGUCUAGUGCGAGGAUGGACCAGUGUCCCUGUCUCUUUUACCUGGAUUAUCUGUCUUGGUCUCUUCAAAGCAGUAAAGGUCAAUGAAAUCCCCCAUUAUUGAUACACAUUGCUAUCGCAUCACUUUGUUGCUUCACUUUUUUGCUCAUGGAUCUCUUCUACAUCCCCCCCCUCUUCGUCUCUUUGCUCUGUCAUGUUUGUUAAGGCUUCUGUGAACGCUGAGUUAGUGCGCUGUCUGUCAAGAACAGCGAGGGGCACUCUACCUCCCCUAUCGGCAGCUGUAGGAGGUCUUGCCAGCCAGGAAGUCCUAAAGGCCAUCACAGGGAAAUUUGCACCGCUGCAGCAAUGGGUGGGUUAAGUACUUUUUUGCUUUUUUAGGGAUAAACCCUGACUGUACAUCUUUGUAAACUAUUACCUGUAUCAGGUAUCAUUUUUUACCCCUCACUGUUGAAUUAAUCUUUCUUCUGCUCAUCCUGUUUCUCCUGUUUUUAGUUUUACCUUGAUGCCACUGAGGUAGUCAGGCCACUUCAGUCUCUUUCUGCUGAGGAGUUUAUCCCACGGGGCGAUCGAUAUGAUGGAUUAAGAGCUUGCAUCGGUGAAUCACUGUGUUUAGAACUGCAAAAGCUCAGGGUCUUCAUGGUAAAGAUUGAGUAUCAUAAAAAAUCUUUUUUGUCUUGAAUAAUUUGAAGAUUCUUGUCGGGAUAAAGCCUGUUAUAUCUGUCCUGCAGGUGGGCUGUGGAGCCAUAGGCUGUGAGAUGUUGAAAAACUUUGCCCUGCUUGGAGUGGGAUUGACGAAGAGCUCAGGAGAGGUGGACUGUUUUUCAAGUUUACUGUUAUCUGUUGGACUGUUUCCCUUGAUGCACUGUUGUUUUAUUUCUUUGUGAUAUGUUUCCAUUUUCAGGUGUGCAUCACAGAUCCAGAUCUUAUAGAAAAGUCCAACCUCAAUCGCCAGUUUCUCUUUAGACCACAUCAUAUACAGGUACGCAGAUGUCAACUUCCUUACCCCUCUUUCUUUUUUGGUCCAUCUUACUCAACUCCUGUUCCAGUAAACUCAACAUACCACUUAAGUGUAUUUCUAUUUACUUCACACAACUUUUAACGCAACUUUGGAUCCAAUGUAACUCUUCUCAGCUAGCUGCUAAAAUCUGCUUACUGCUUUAUAUCACUUCACUAUGUAGGGAAUAGAAACGUGUUGAAUCAUUAAAACUAUAUUUAUUUCAGAGGUAUUAAGAAACUGGUCAAAUUCAGCCACACUAUAUCCACCUUCCUUUUUCUUCUGUCGUCUCAGAAACCGAAGAGCACCACUGCAGCUGAAGCCACUCAUGAUAUCAACCCAGACCUGCAGGUGGAUGCUCAUCUAAACAAGGUGUGCCCAGCUACUGAGAGCAUCUACAACGAUUCCUUCUACUCCCGCCUGAACAUAGUGGUCACUGCACUGGACAACGUGGAGGCUAGAAGAUACGUAGACAGGUUGGUGUGGAUAUAAAAGCUGAAUAGUCAGUACUUAUUAAAGCAUUUAGCUGUUUUCUGUAACUUUUCCUGUUUCAUUUUUAAUGGCAAACAUAGUAGUGGCAUUUCACCAAACUUUUACUAAUUUUGCCACCAGUUGAUGUAUUUGUUGCUGUUUUUCUUCAUUUUUCAGCCGGUGUUUGUCCAAUCAGAGACCUCUUCUUGACUCUGGCACCAUGGGAACUAAAGGACACACAGAAGUUAUAGUGCCAAAUUUGACAGAGUCUUACAAUAGCCAUGUGAGUAUGUUUGACAGUUUUUUUCAGGCAGAUCAAAAAAAUAAAUAGAUAUAUUUAAAAACAUCUCAGCCAAAAAACAAGACUACUUAAUCUGGUAUGCAUGUUUUAAGAGGAGAACAGAUUUAAUCCCAACGCUCCUCCCUCGUUUAACAACGGUAAAUCAAUCAGCUUUCUCUUUCACUUACACUUUCGCUAAUACUUGCCAAAAAAGCUGUGUCUUACACCGAAAUACAGAUGAGUUACAAAAAUAUGUUUCUUGAUCCAAAUAUGUCUUUUUAUACUUUCGUUAUUAACAUGUCAGUUUUUAUAAAAUAAUACAGGGUAUCCGCGGGGUCUCAAAAAGUCUAUUAAAAGUAAUUUGGAUUUAAGGCCUUAAAAUGUCUAAAAUUCACUUAAAAUCUCAUAAAAAGUUCUUGAAUAUGGUUUUGAAAGGUCUUUAAAAUGUAUUAACUCUACUUCAAAAAUAAAUAACGUGUCAUCGGAAAAAAGAUCGUUUUGAAGUAAUUUAAAAUGUUUUUGCCAGUAUGGAUGUUAAAAGGGUUUUAAAUUGUAUUCAUUACGGUCUACAAAAGUCUUUAAAAGGUCUUAAAUUUGACUUGUUGAGACCUGCAGAGACCCUGUAAUAGUUUUUGCUCCUGUUCAUUCAGUGCCUUUUAUCACUCCAUCACCAGACCUGUUUCAGAGAUACAGACUUAUGUUUUCACGAUGCUUUUAUAUGAUCUGUCAUAUUAUUUAGUCGCUUCUUUUAAGUCAAUUUUAAAAACUCACUUUUACAGACUUGCCUUUAUGUGAUGCCAUCUUUCAUCUUUUAUUGCCUUUUACCGUUUUUAUUUUUCUCCUUUUUCUUUUACCUCUUUCACCUCUUUCUUAUUUAGACUUACUGCCUUUUUAGCCUUUGUUUUACUUAUAAUCUUUUUAUUGAUUUUAAUGUUUUCAUUUUCCUUUAUUUUAUAUAUAUAUAUUUAAUUCCACUUUAUCAUUUAUAUUACCAUCAUUUUAUUUUAUUAUGAUUUUAUUAUUAUUAUUAAUAUCCUCUUUUAUACUUACUAGCCUGUUUUCUUCCCUCCUUUCCUAUUUCUUUUUUUUUGCUUUUAUUUUGGUCCUCAUGGUCCCAUUUAUUUUGUAGGGUUCUUGUAUUGCCUGGGUUUCUUACGAAAAGUGAAACAGGCCUACAAUUCAGAGGCCUGUUUUUAACUGAGCUUUUGUUUUUAUGUGUUUUUAUUUUCAAUGUGCUGAUGUUCUGUGCUUACAACUGUUGUCUAAGCACUUUGUAAACUUCUGUUUUUAAAGGUGCUAUAUAAAUAAAAUUAUUAUUAUUAUUAUUAUUAUUAUUUAUCAGAGGGACCCCCCAGAAGAGGAGAUCCCAUUCUGCACUCUCAAGUCUUUCCCUUCUGUCAUAGAGCACACUAUUCAGUGGGCCAGAGACAAGGUCAGUAACAUAGAAAUCCAACAAGCGAUCAGCGUGUCAGUAAACGGUCCGAAUCUUGAACACUGUCCCCGUUUCUCUCCAGUUUGAGAAUGCGUUUGUACACAAGCCUUCCAUGUUCAACUCCUUCUGGCAGACCCACCCCUCAGCUGAAGGGGUGCUACAGGUAAGAUGAUAGUCAGACAUAUACAGUAGGUUUCCCUUGACUCAAACAAUAGAAGUUUCUAAGUGUCCUUCCUCUGUGUAUGUGUAGAGGAUGCAGGCUGGAGAAAGUCUGGAGGGCUCAUUCCAGGUUAUUAAGCUGCUGAGCAGACGGCCCAGUCAAUGGGAACAGUGCAUUGCAGCUGCACGUCUGAAAUUUGAAAAGUAUUUCAAGAGAAAGGUAAUAAGUCUCUGAUAAACAAAUAUCAUCCACUCUAUUGUUUGUAGCAGUAUUCAUAUUAUUACAAACUCAACAGUCUGAAUAUGGUGAUAAAGUGUUGACAUGUUAUUAAUGCUUUUAUGUAGGCGCUACAGCUGCUGCACUCGUUCCCCCUGGACACAAGGUUAAAAGAUGGAAGUGAGUUUUACUCAAACAUGGAUACUGUAUUUGAUUUAUGAACAGUUAGUUAUGAAUUGUGACUGAAUAGAUGUAACAAAUAGUCUGUUUUUAUCUACUUUUUCUCAGGUUUGUUUUGGCAGUCCCCAAAAAGACCUCCAGCACCUUUUGAAUUUGACUUGAACGACCCUUUGUGAGUAUUUUUCCCAUGUGACCAUCUGAGCCUCACUCCUGUUUAACUUUCUAUAUCUACAGUACAUGUGCUGACUCUCCUGUCCUCUAGGCACUUCACAUUCAUUGUCAGCACUGCACGGCUCUUUGCAGAGAUUUAUAACAUCCCCUACUCAGAAAAGGUAGUCUCUGACACUCACACAAACACUUACUCUCGCACACACACACACAGUUCUUGUCGUUCUGAAGUCUGCCUCCUUUCUCAGGAUAUCUCCGAGGAGGCGGUAGCCCGGAUUCUCUCAGACAUCCGAAUUCCUGAGUACAGGCCCUCAGAAAAAGUAAGUGUCCUCAUUGAUCUGAUCACGUUUUGUGUCCUCGUGAGACGUCCUAAUCUUGUUGAUUGUUUUGGAUCCAGUGUAUAGAGACAGAUGAGGCAGCGAAGAAGCCGGAUCAGACCAAGAUGCCUCUGAGCAGUGAAGAGGAGAGGGAGGCCAUCACACAGCUGGAGCGGGCCAUUGCUUCUGACAACGUCACAGCAGGUAAACAAUUCCGUAAAAACACGACCAACACUCAACAGGUAGAUUUGUAAAAACGACACUUGAGGUGACAGCUAACUUUGAAUCUGAAACCUCAAGUUACAAAUGCUGCAACAGUGUUUUGAAACAUUUAGUAAUCAGUGCUUAUGUGUUUGUGUGUUACCACGCAGAGAGGCUACGUAUGAGUCCACUGCAGUUUGAAAAGGACGAUGACGGCAACGGCCACAUGGACUUUGUGGAGUCAGCAUCUGGGUUAAGGGCCAGGAUGUACUCCAUCGAGCCUGCUGACAGACUGAAGACCAAGCGCAUUGCGGGCAAGAUCAUCCCUGCUAUUGCCACGGCAACAGCUGCUGUGGCUGGAUUGGUGAGAAACAUUUAAAAAACUGACACAAAUUGAUGGUUUAACUCCUCGCCAUUCUGACUCUACUAUUAGAAAAUUUCAACCUUUAACCUCAAGCUGCUGAGUUUAAUUUAAUUUGGAUACUGCUGGGUGUUAUUGUUAUCUGUAUCUGCUGACACCACAGCAUGACCCAGGCAGAAAACUAUUUGAUGUGCAGAAUUAUGAAGUAGUCUUCAUAGAUGUCUGUAAGUGUGGGGUGAUUGCUGAUAUUCUCUUGUUUAAUAACAGUUUAAUUCGUACUUUUGUUUCGCCGUGUUCAGGUGGCUCUAGAGUUGAUCAAGGUGGUCGCAGGCUACGAGUUUGAAUCGUUCAAAAACUGCUUCUUCAACUUGGCCAUCCCAGUGAUGGUGCUCACCGAGCCUGCUCCAGUGAAGAGGACACACAUUAGGUAGGAAGUGUAUCCAUGACGACUAUAUUCAACUGUCACAGUCUUAUGUGAUACACCACUGGGACCCUUUUUUGAUUUGAACAGUCUAAGAAUCAGUCUUUAGUUCCAGGACUGUAUCAAACUAAAGUCAACGUUCAGCCCCAAGGUGGGACCUUUAGCUGUACUUCAUUGAUAAAAAGUGACUGUAGUAAAAUCUCUGUGACUUUUUUCCCAGGGACAACAUCUACUUCACCAUCUGGGACUGUUGGACCAUCUUUGGCCAUGAGGACUUCACACUCUCUGAUUUCAUGAACGCAGUGAGGGUGAGAACUGUCGUACUUGAAAGCAGCCAUGACGGUUCAGAAUUAAUCAAACCCAGUUAUCUUUAUUUCAUAAUAAAGGAUUUUGAUCGCUCUGGAUUGAAGGAUGAAUUGAUUAUUGUCAGCUGUUUACUUAUUUUGUUUUGUCCUGUUUUUUUUCAUCCUUCAGGAAAAGUAUGGAAUUGAACCCACUAUGGUCGUCCAUGGUGUGAAGAUGCUCUAUGUGCCUGUGAUGCCUGGACACUCAAAGAGGCUGAAACUAACGUAGAUGUUUUUUUAUUCGCACAUGAUUUUCUGUUUUAAUUUUCACCCACAUACAGACUGAACAAAAGCCCUAAUUCUCUGUUUCCCUGCAGGAUGCAGAAGUUGAUCAAGCCUUCAGUGGAUCGCCGUUAUGUUGAUCUGACUGUGUCGUUUGCUCCGGAGGCUGAUGGAGAUGAUGACCUGCCAGGUCCUCCAGUUAGAUACUAUUUCAGCCAUAAUGGAGAGACUCCCUGACAACCCCCUUCAGUGUCAUCCUCAAACCUCUCGUGUCCUUACUCCCCCCCUCUGUCAUGUAAGUGGUUAUACCCUGAUAACCUGGGCCAGGGCUGAGAGCUUUCCCAUUUCAUGUUAUCCAGCACGGGAAAAACUCUCGGCCUGAGCUCAAGCCCCCCUUUUACUUCAAGGAGCAAGAACCGGCAAGAUCUACUUUCAGCAUUUCUCGCAGAUUUAGCCAGUGAAACACAAGGCUGCUGAAGUAGCACUUAACUGUACCAGUGUACAUAUAUUUUCUCUCUUCUGUUUUCUACUCUAGUGAAACACACAGCUCCGCCUGUGUCGAUGCCUUAAUUAAUAGCUUUUUUUCUGUUUGUGACAGUGAGUCUGACUAAAACCCAUGUUUACAAAAAAACCUGCAUACUCCCAACACACAUCAGUCUCAUUUCUGUUUUAAGCCUGCCAGACCCUAAAGGGAUGGCGUGUAGACAAGUGGGGCAGUGAAGUGGAUCUGUAGUCGGCAGGCAUCACAUCUUCCUCCUCAGAUUCCUCACUGGCUUUUGGGUUAUUGCCAACCACAGAAUUUGCCAGUCAUCUCCCCUUUUAGAAACAGGUCAAGCCAAAAUUUGGUGUACAAUUUCUUGUGCUAAAAGGUCAGAAGACAAUGACAAAAACCACCAAAGACACUGAUUAUUAUUGUGUGUGCAGAUAAAUGUUCUCUUUUGUGAUCACUCUGACUGCCUCAAGAUUCAGUUAUAUCACAGGGGGAGGGUAUUACCCAAGAAUUCAAGAGCAACACACACCGGCAGCAUCUUGAUCAACUUCAUCACAAGCUGGUGUUGGAGUUCAUUAACUCUGGGAUACACAACACUUCAGAAAAAAGCACUUUUCAUCUCACACUUCCUGUUGAGACGCUUGAAUCCCUAACAGUGCAGAUGCGUGUUGGACUUAACACUUGGGGUAAUACCACUUUCUCAUCGUAGCUGCUAGUCAUGCAUAAAAUUGAGGUGGUGACAGCUUCACAUUUAAGUAAAAGUGUUCAUUCUGUUAAGUAAUGAAAUCAGCUGAAUUGUUUCACACAUAGGAAAAAAAACAUUUUAAUAGACAGUAGCAUCUGGAAUCACGUUCGGUUUUAAAAAGACCUUUUCUAACAAAGAAGAAAAUCUUUGCUCUUCAGGAUUUAUUUUAUGCAUUUUUUUAUGGAUGCGUCCAUGAUGUGUAUUUAUUUUUUUUCUGUUUUUCAUUUUUGUGUCAAACUGAGCCUGUCGUUGAGCUCUGCGGAGUCACGGUGCACUGCCUAUUUGUGCAUCAUCGAUUAAUUAAAGUUAUCCUAAAAGUGAAUUUUCACUGAUGUAAUUCACUUCCACUUGAUGGUCACAAAAAUCCUUUGCUUAGAUUGGCAAUAAUUUCAGUGUAGUUUUGACUUGAAUUGUUGAAAGAUGAAACGGUAUUGUAGGAAGGGUUCCUGAGAGCCAUCAAUACUGAUUUCAGAUGUGCUGGUUUGGCGUAGAGGUUUAAUCAUAUGCCGCAUGUACACAGACCCUCUGCCUGGGUUUGAGCCCAACCUAUGGCUCUUAUCCACUCGUCAUUCCCUCUCUCUCUCUCUGCCGGUGUCCUACCUGAUCUGCUGCCCUAUCCUUUGAAGAACAGAAAAGCCCUUAAACCUUUAAAAAAAAAACAAGAGAUCCCAGUAACGUUAGCAUGGGAUUUAUAAAAACUCCUAAACUCAGACAAAACUGUUUCUCAACCAUGUUUUUUUUUUCUCCCCAUAACUAGAGGUUGUCACUUUGCUUGAAACAGAAAAAAAGCUUCCAAACAGACAAUAUUUCACAUGCAGUGACUCAGUGUGAAACAAAGCAGUGUUAAUGAGAGACUGAUACAGAUGUAUGUUCUUGUGGUAAACAACUCAACCAAUGGUCCAAUAAAAUGUGAGAUUUCAGGAUGUCCUCAGUACCAACGCUGCCCUGUGUCUUUCCUACGAGAAACUGAAAUAUCUGAAUGAUUGUUGUCAUUAUUUCAUCAGGUGGAAAUUGUGAAGAUGAAGCCAAAUAUUCUUGCUGGAGAGGAUUUGCUUCCCUCCUCACAGCAGGUUAUUUAAACUAGGGCCCGACCGAUAUGGAUUUUUGGAGGCCGAUGCGGAAACUGAUUAAUGGGCGAUUUUUAAUUUUUUUUAUGAAGUUAUAAAAAUAUAUAUAUACUGUAGAUAUCUACAUUAUACUAUAUACUGUAGGCUACUGCUCUUCACGCCGACAGAAAGACCGACUGAUCAUACUCGGAGCAGAAAAGCGUUUUCAACUAAAAUCGACGAGUUUUGGCUGAUUACCGACUAUUCUCAAACAGGCUAAAAUUGGCCGAUUUGAUCGUCUCGCUGAUAAAUCGAUCAGGCCCUAAUUUAAACUGUUGGGUUUUAGACAAAAUGUGCUCACUUUGUACUCAGGGGUGUAGUAGGAUUUGGUUCAAAUCAUAAACAGCUGAUUCAAAAAAAUUGAAUCUGUACAUUUAUUGAUUAAAAAUAACUUUCUUUCUUUCCAAAAUAUAGAACAAACAGACAAAACCUUUAAGCUCAAAUGAGUUUUGAGCUGGUUAUGAAACAGACAAAUUCAUUCUGGAGCUUCUUUAUUAUCUACAAUUACAAGAGACCGUCAUUAAGAUUAACUGUUACUUUAAGUUGAUAUUUCCAAGUAAAAAAAAUAUUGUAGUGUCACAGCAGGCUUUCACAUUUGGGAAAUAUUACAUUUUACUGUUAGAAAACAAUAUUUACACAUGUAGUGGACAUCAGCCAGAGGAUAAGCCGCUUCUUUUGUCAACAGGUGUCUUGCAGGUGCUUUAAGUUAACAAAAAUACAUGACAUGCAUUGAGACAUUUGUUUAUACACAGCUAUUUUUUCAAGCAUGUAUACAUUUGGCACUGUACUCUGUAAAGAGAUAAAUAAAUACAUUUUAUACCUCAUUUUCAGCUCAUGGCACAGUCAUAAACCAGACUUAUAUUUGAUUACGUCUUUAAAAUAUAUUAUUUCUCUUUUUACAAAUAAUUCACAUAAAUUAUACAAUGUUAAGCAGUAAAUACAUGAGUUUAAAUUCUGAUACUGCACGUCUAAUUUUUCAGAUUAUAUAUCCACGUCCUGCAAAUUGCCCCAGCUGGGUCCCACCUUGACUUUGGCUUUAAGUUUUACAUAGAGUUUAACUGCCGUCUCCAUUUCCCUCUUGACUAUCUGAGCAACCUGACAGAGAAGAGAGUUGGUGGAAAAAAAACAGAGAAUUAUGUGUUUAAGUGGUCUUUUCCAAAAUAUCUUUGUUGUAAUGUUACAUUGCUAAUCUAAAGAAAAUGACAAACCUGUAUGAGGUCUUCCUCUGUGGUUUCAUAAAUGAGUUCAUCAUGCAGCUGCAGGACAAAGUAGGCUCCUCUCAGCUGACCCCUGCGCAGAGUGCUGACUGUAAAACACAUACCAUUAGGCAUCUAAGGACCUCUUUCAUUCGUAGACCUUUAAUGACAUAGAUGUUGUGAGGGGAUCAGGUCACCUGAUUGUAUAAGCUGGUGAGAGAGUGGAGCUGCAGGAUACGUUUUCAUUAGUCGCUUCUGGAUGUUCACUGUGGCGAGUUUAACGAUGUCUGCUGCUGAGCCCUGAACGGUCGUGUUGACUGCCUGACGCUCUGCCUGGACGAGAGAGGAACAGAGUGACAAAAAUAUAUAAAACAAACACUCUCAACAUCUGACAGCUUGAAAUGAUGCCAAACUGACUUACAUGAGCUUUUAUAUGUGUAUUAGUGUUCACGAUCCCAGGUAAGUAUCUCCUACGACCCAUCAGGGUCUCUACGUAGCCGUUCUUUGUACAGUUGUUGACAGUUUCACGAAGAAAAGCAUUGACCCCUGAAACACAAGACAACUUUAAUUCACUGUUUCUGGUAGACUUUGGGACUGACUCUGCUUGAAAACUUUUGUGUCAAAUGAAUAAAGAAAUGCAGACCUCUGUAUCUGGCCUUGAAGCUCUCUAUGUAGCAGGCUGCGUCAUUCUCCUCCACUCCCAUUUGCUCCGCCAAAGACUUUGCUCCCAUCCCAUAGAUGAUGCCAUAACAAAUCUGCAAGAACCAAUACAUGCAUAUACACAUCAGUGUCUAGAGACGGAGUGAAUGUAUACACGCACAUCAAACACCCUCUUUCCUGCUUCAUAGCACCUGUUUUGCCUGCUGUCUGAGGUUGUCGUUCACAGACUCUGGAUCAACGCUCUUCCACUCUGCAGCGAUGCAGCGGAACACAUCUGCUCCACCGUUCAGCACCUGGAGACACACGGAUCAUUGUUUUUCACCUUUCUUUAACUGUGCAAUUUGUCCCUUUAAUGUACAAGUGAAUACACCGCUGACCUGCAGGAGACGUUUAUCCUUUGAGAGGUGAGCCAACACUCUCAACUCCAGUUGAGAAUAAUCAGCGGCCAACAUCAUCCCACCUAAAGCUCGGUACAGUGCAGAAAGACACAGAUUAUAGAUCUUCUAUGUGGAGAUGAGGUUAUAAAAACAAAAAAAGGGAAACUACGUUGAUAUUGUCACCUGGAAAUGGUAUGAAGGCGUGUCUCAUGCUGACAGAGAAAGCUGGUCCUUGUUCUGUCCCUCCAGAUGCAGCUGAAGGAACUACUGAACGUCUUUUCUUUCUGUUACCAAACAGGCAGAAAGUUAAAGCAGCUCCCUUUAUUAAUACCAACGACUUAGAGUGUACUGAACAUUUUCACUUACUGACUUUGGAAGAUACUCGUUAGAGCAAAGCAGAUUUACACACAGCCAUAAAAUACGAUAUCUAUUGUGUUCAUUCUUAACUGAAGGUACUUGACAUCUGGUUUGGUAGAUUGGCACAAUCACCGCAUCUUCAAUAUUGUACAUCUGUCAACUAUAAAUUUAAAUUUAACUACAGUCUAGAUUAAUUUUAGAAACAUCACAUUUCUUGGGUGAAUUUGAGAAAAACAACAAUCUAAAGCAGCGGGGUGUUACGGCCAUAUUGUAUCUUUUUGAACAAGCUAUACCGUGUGUGUGGAAUGUGUGAUUAGGCGUAAUAUUAAUAGAAGGACAUCAAAAAACACGAAUAGUGGUGACGUAUCCAGGCCAAUCACAGACAAUCGGGACACACCACAGCUAAGCUUUGACAUACAGCAGAUACUGGAUAUUCUUUAUGCUUAAUGAAUAUUCCAGACAGAUUUUUGUAAACUAGAUUUGAAGGAUCAGGAACAGCAUGGUCAAAAAACGUUUAUAGACUAUGUAAGAUUUUUCAUUAAAAUGAAACCAAACUGUUACUGGACUUCCUUCAACACUCGCCCGUCUAGUACCCCUGAUGUCGCUGAACUUACCCUGACUUGUUCACUUGGUGGCUGUUCUGUGAAGGCGGGCUCUCACCCACCUCUGUGGGCAUGCAGAUCUCAAAGUCUUUGGGGACGUUCUGUAUGUUGGGCUCAGUGAAGCUCACCCUCCCUGAAAACAGAAUGAGCAGGAUCACAAUGUGCUAAAGGUGUUCAGAGUCUCUAUGUGUGUGUGUGUGUGUGUGUUACCUGUGGCUGUGUGUGUGUGUGUGUGUUUUUCACCUGUGGCUGUGUGAGUCUGGGCGAUGGGGUAUAUUCUGUCCAUGUUGAGUGUAGGGUGGUGUUGCUUCUCUCGCUGCAGAGGGAACACCACUUUAGUCAAAGC